Messenger RNA from Symsagittifera roscoffensis, 2051 nucleotides. RefSeq names its product dopamine receptor 1-like. NCBI's taxonomy places the organism in Eukaryota, Metazoa, Xenacoelomorpha, Acoela, Convolutidae. Gene Ontology annotation, cellular component: membrane. Gene Ontology annotation, biological process: G protein-coupled receptor signaling pathway. The coding region runs from base 465 to 1574 and encodes 369 amino acids. The transcript has 7 exons. Gene Ontology annotation, molecular function: G protein-coupled receptor activity. The record is from RefSeq and is a predicted model, not a curated record.
GAGCUGACUUCAUUAUCGGUCAAAAUUUAAUGUAACACACUGGAUCAAUUGGCCGUCAUGCGAGUUACAUAGCGUUUUGACCUUGACUUUGACAUAUAGUCUAAACAAAUAUCAUAUUACUAGUAGCAAUAACCAGGUUACUGCUAGCGCAGAACCGCAAUUUUCAUGAUUCACGUUUUGCUCAUUUGAACAUUUUUUUUUAUGCCAAGCGCUGAACUUCAUUUCCUAUUUGAUGAAAAAUAAUUUAAUUUUUGUGAAAAUGUUGGUUGAUAAACUGAUAACUCCAAUCAAAUGACUGAAUUUUAUUUUUCUCUCUUCAAUUUCUUUUUCUUUUUGUUUGUUAUCUUGUCUUGCUAGGUGACGUAAAUUUGUAGAGCUGGAAGAAAAAAGAUCUAAAUAAAAACUUAUUGUGGGGAUCCAAUUCGUCUGAGCUAAUUUCCCUCGACUACAAUUCUGACAAAAACAUGAGCGACUUGAUUGGAAUUGAAACGAUAUCUAACGACACAACAGAAGAAUACAUACAACUGCCCCGUACCGUCGAUGUGUUUCUGACAACACUGCAGCUAGUCAUUGUCGCCAUUGGAGUCGGCGCCAACUUGGCAGUGAUUUACGCGACCAUCACUCGAUUCUCCUGCAAGAAGGCCUCCAAUCUUUUCGUGUGUACACUCGCAUGUAUAGAUGUGCUUGCACUCCUUUAUGACUUGGGGGGAAUCACGGUGUCCCUUUGUGGAGGGGGGAGUUCCUGUGAGUUCAGACCAUGUAUCGUGACUUCAAUGGGAAAUGCAGUGACUUUUAUGAGUGCGUUCAACUUGGUACUCAUUGCUUUUGACAGAUAUAUCUUCAUAGAGCACCCAUUCCAAUACUCCAAAGUGAUCGAGAAGAGAACUCGCCUGUGGCUGUUUUUCUUCCUCGUCUUUCCCGCCAUUCUUCUAAUCGCUCUGUUCUGCGUCACUUUCUGCCAGCCGAUCAUGCACCACCUGUUCUACAUUGUGCCCGCCCUCAUCAUUCUGUUCAUUUGUCUGGUGGCCAUUGUGUUCAUGUACUCUUCUAUCUUCAUAACUGCAAGGAGCCAUCAUCGCAAACUGGCGGUGCAGUUGUGCAAUGGGGCAGCCGAAACGCAGAAGAAUUUCAUGUCCCGUUUUGACGCCGCCCAACGACGCAUCAUCGUUGGCUACAUAUUAAUUGUGGGCGUGUUCUUCCUGUCUGUGCUGAUGAUCUGGAUCAGUGGCAUCAUCAUGAGUCCCCACUCCAGUCUGGGAGGGGUGUGGUUUGCCAGAAUGUCCUAUCUGGUUGUCACCCUCAACUCAGCAUGCAAUCCGUUCAUCUACUAUUUCACCAACAGAGAGUACCGAGAUGGGUUCCUCAGCAUGAUUGGGUGCGAUAAAACCACAGCUCUGGAGAUGGACGUUGAUAAUGCACUUGACGGAAGUCGCAGGUAUAAAAUCUUGCGGCGCAUCACCAGUCGGCAAAGUACCGACAAAAAAGUCCAUAAGGCAGCCGAAGUGACAGUGCAGUCCAAAUUCAACGAGCCUAACUUGAUCCAUAUUCACAAAGCAGAAGGACUUAAUGUUUAAAUGUUUAUUUUAGCCAUAAAAUCUGAGUUAAUAUUUUUAUCAUACCGAGAAAUACUUACAGUGCUGCACAAAUUUUCCAAUCAAUCAAAGUAAAUUAAGUUGUUUUUGAUUUUUAAUUGAAUUAGUUGAAUCUGUCUAACUGACGCAACCCCAUCAAAAUAGGGCUAGUUUCUAGUUACAAUAUGUCCAUUCUCUUAUCGUUUCAAAAUGUCUUUACAAUUACAAGGGGUGGACGUUGCUGAUACUAUUUAGUAGGUAUUAUAGGAGAAAUAGUUAAAGAAAGAUUUGAGAUAACGUGUAGAAAAUAUGGGAUGUUUUUUUUAAGUUUUGUGCCCCCUUACCUCCCCCACCCCCUGCUAAUUUUUUUCAGUAUUUUUUGUUCACAGUGUCUGAUUGCUACAAAAAUUGCCAUGCUCACCAAUUACGAUAUGAGAAUUAUAUUUGAUAUUUAAACUUGUAAGUCCCUCGUUAACCAAU